Lactuca saligna is the source of this 462-nucleotide messenger RNA. The record is from the annotation of a GenBank genome assembly. Lineage: Eukaryota; Viridiplantae; Streptophyta; Magnoliopsida; Asterales; Asteraceae.
AUGAGCUACCGGUGGAAUAGUCAAAAAUGGUUUCCUUCAUUUUCUUUUCUCAAUGAAGUAUAUGCUGCUCUUUCUCUCUCAGAUAUAGCAGUUGCAUCAAAGCUUUUUGCUACCAUGAAUCCAACUCAGUGGGGGCUACCACUGAAGUUGUGGGGUGAUAGGAAUUUUGCCUCCAUCACUGGCUGGUAUGGAAGGACGAUUGCCCCCUUUGAUGAUGUUUAUCAUCGGGCCGAUCUCUCAUGUAUUAAAAUUGGGAUAAUAACAUCAAGACAUGAUAGGAUAAACGAGGAAAUCACUGUAACCACAGAAGAGAAACUAUUCAAGAUGGCCGAUGAUGUAGAGGAACCAGAAGAGGGUGAGAUAUUACAAAAUGACACGAGCACAAUCCGGAAACCUGAUGAAAACGAAAAGGUGAAAACAAUGGCAGAGAAUGCAAAGGAUGAAUUGGUGCCGGAAACUUAG